CAUGAAAUGAGCUUUAUAAAACUUCCUACGUGCCGACUCGCCCCGGUGCAUGGAGCCGCCAUCGCCAGCCAUAGUGCCCGAAUCGUUUGCAAUUUUGUCGUCAGCUUCACCUCACACUUCGUCGGUGCAUCACUCAACAUGGCGGACUUACCCGACGGCCUCAUCGCUUUCGGACCUGAAGCCAACUGUACACUUGACCUUUGUCCGAUAGAAUGGAGUAUUCUUCGUUACCAGCCUUCUGUUCCCGCUAGCGGCACCUUUAUCGGGUUCUUCUCUUUAGCCUUGGCUUUACACGCCAUUUUGGGGUUCAAGUGGAAAACUUGGGGGUUCGCAGCAAGCAUGAUCAGUGGUUGUGUUUUGGAAAUCGUUGGCUACGUAGGGAGACUCUUCAUCCACGACAAUCCAUUUGACUUUAACGGAUUUCUCAUGCAAAUUAUCUGCAUCACAAUAGCUCCGGUCUUCUUCUCUGCCGCCAUUUACGUUACACUUUCUCAAACCAUCAACUUCCUCGAUCGAUCGCUUUCCCGAUUUCCGCCUCGCCUCUACUACUGGACAUUUAUCCCGGUUGACAUUGUCUCCUUGAUUCUUCAGGCUGUAGGAGGCGCGAUGUCGUCCGUCAGCACAACUAAGGAGGCUGCGGACCGAGGCGUCAAGAUUUCACUCGCUGGGCUUGUGUUACAAGUUGUCUCGCUUGCGGCGUUCUGCGGACUUUUUGGAGACUACAUGAUUGCUUACACUCGAUCAAAGACUCGCCCUCCGAUGAGCAGAAGACUCAUGGUCUUCCUAGCUUUCCUGGGCCUUGGUACCAUGUUUGUACUGCUACGUUGCGUCUACAGAAUCGUCGAGCUACAUGAGGGCUACUUCAGUCACUGGUUCCGAGACGAAACCCUGUUUAUCGCGUUGGAGUCAGCUGUUAUGGUUUUGGCCGUUUUUUCCCUUUUGGUCGGACACCCGGGACUUGUUUUCAACAAAAAAGAGAGAGAAAGACUUGACAUAAACCAUGCGCUCAAUUCAGAAUCGCGCGAGGGCGGUGGUAACAACGAUAAACCCGAACACAACGCGGCCACAGACGGGAGCGAUACUUGAGUCAAAGAUCCGGCGCCAGCAGCAGCUAGAGAGAAGUCAGCCUUGUCCGCAAGUGUUUAGAAGGCAGUGGGUCACAAGUAGAAGUUAUAGAUGAGACAAAGGGAUGGCCAGCACUUUGGUAGAGAAGAGACAUACAGGAUAGAGGUAAUUGUCUUGGGACUACUAUAACAUUAAUGGAAUCUGGUUCAGUAUACUGCC
Colletotrichum acutatum is the source of this 1284-nucleotide messenger RNA. Its product is annotated as parasitic phase-specific protein PSP-1. The record is from RefSeq and is a predicted model, not a curated record. The transcript is spliced from 4 exons. Gene Ontology annotation, cellular component: plasma membrane; fungal-type vacuole. NCBI's taxonomy places the organism in Eukaryota, Fungi, Ascomycota, Sordariomycetes, Glomerellales, Glomerellaceae. Bases 7 to 1086 code for a protein of 359 amino acids.